Molecule: messenger RNA, 1456 nt
Organism: Diorhabda sublineata
Lineage: Eukaryota; Metazoa; Arthropoda; Insecta; Coleoptera; Chrysomelidae
Exons: 8
Coding region: 138-1364 (408 amino acids)
Source: RefSeq, a predicted model, not a curated record
GACCUGGUUAUCUUUAUUAACACAAAGAGUAAGGCGAAGUUGUUUUUAAGUUAUUGACCAGACUUGAUAGUGACAGAGACAUACUUCUACCAUGAACGUCCAGUCUCGUUAGUUAAAUAUUUCGUCUAGUCAGAGAUAUGAACGAAGUGAAGUUUUGGUUUUGUUUUCUAUCUUUUUGGAUUUAUAAUAAUUUUGUAUUGACAGUGCCUAAGUUAAGAACAGAUAUAUGGCGUGAAGUUAAUAGUGAAUAUGAACAUGAUACGAAGUUGCUUAAAAAUAAAUUCGUCCAUGGGGAUACUUCUAGAUUGCCCAGGGUGUUGAAUUUUUUUCCUGUGCCCGUAGAGGAAGAAUGCAAUGCCAAUGAUGGUCGACGCAAAGGAGUUUGCAUGAAUACAUACGAAUGUAAAAUGAAAAGUGGAGUAUCCUUUGGUUCAUGUGCUUAUGGAUUUGGAGUUUGCUGCGUAUUUACCGCUACAUGCGACAAUGCAAUUUUCAACAACAUCACUUAUUUCGUCAAUCCUGAUUUUCCUGAUCUGACAAAAGGCAUGUCUUCUUGUUUAUUGACGGUAAAAAAGAUGGACGACGACAUUGCUCAGAUACGUUUGGAUUUUAUACACUUUAAUUUGGGACAGCCUAACAGAAAAAAUGGAGUGUGUGAGGACGAUGUAUUUCUAUUGUCGACUGGAAAUACUGCGAGAGAUGUAACUUUAUGCGGACUUAACAGUGGACAGCACAUUUAUUUCGACGUCGAGAAUAUACAAGAACAUAUAAAAAUCAGUAUGAAACUGAAUAGAAAAGCAGUAAAUAGACUUUGGGAAGUGAAAAUAACACAAAUUCCUUUUUCACAAAGGGCGCCAGCUGGAUGUUUACAAUAUUUUGAAGGGUCUACGGGAGUUGUUCAAACAUUAAAUUUCGCCGAAAAUGGUCGGCAUUUAGCUAACCAAGAUUACAAUAUAUGCAUUCGACAAGAAGAAGAAAUGUGUGGUAUUGUAUACGAACCUUGUCAUGAAAACGCUUUCAGAAUUAGUGCUAAUAAUGGAAACGAUGACGGGGAUUUAGGAUCAGGUGAUUUUGUUGAUAGCUCAGAAGGGGGACAAAUGGAAACUUGUGGAGAUAAAAUCACCGUGCCAUGUGAAUCAGAUGACUUAUUAUCUCCUGGAGAUGAAGAUUUAUUGCAAGGAACAUGUGAUAUCAGUCAUUGUGGAUCGUCACUUUGUCCUGCUGGAGAACGUCCUUGUAGGAUAGAGAGUACGGUGACACCUUUCGUUAUUGGUGUUCAUUUCGGGCCCAGUCUCAGAGAUGAAUCUCCUGAGGAUAAUUUGGGAAUGUGUUUAGUUUACAAGCAAUUACCAUGUAACGUUUGAUAUGUAUAAUAAAUGUUGUGUUUAAAGGUUAAAAUUAUUUUUCCUAAUUAAUUUGGAACCCUGCAGCUAUAUAGGUAUUAUGAAAAACAAUA